Molecule: messenger RNA, 3352 nt
Organism: Lytechinus variegatus (green sea urchin)
Lineage: Eukaryota; Metazoa; Echinodermata; Echinoidea; Temnopleuroida; Toxopneustidae
Product: deleted in malignant brain tumors 1 protein-like
Exons: 5
Coding region: 150-1463 (437 amino acids)
Cellular component (GO): membrane
Source: RefSeq, a predicted model, not a curated record
UCUGAUACAUCAUCAUCAGACAAGUCGAAGAUCGUAGAGAUACAUAUAAAUGAAAGAGUGUAUCAAAUGGAAGAAAUCUGGCUCUGAAACCUGUGCUCCAAGCAUCUCUAGUCAAGCAGAAAAUCUAUCACUGCUCUGAAUCCCUCAUCAUGUCUGCAAACACCACAUCCACCCAGCCAUUGAUUAAAUUACUCUAUCAUCUUAAGCUUGCAUGCCUGCUUGUCUUGGUGAGCUUUUCACCUUGGAAGAAUGGAAUACCAUGCACCUCGUCAGCAGCAGCUAGGAUGUCAACUACAUGUACUACUGUCAUAGCAGUCACAUUGGCAUUAGGAACAGCGUAUACUACAUCCACUGGGGGUGCUGGUGUGCAGUGCUCAACGGUAGCCAGUGUUGAAGGUAGGCUGUAUGAGUUGCGUCUUGUUGGAAGCAAUGCCACCAACGAAGGCCUCCUUCAAGUAUUUAUGAACAACAGAUGGGGCUGGGUGUACAGCUAUACUGAUGCUUUACAUGUACAUUGGAGAUUGGGCGAGGUUGCAUGCCAUCAAAUGGGAUAUGAGGAAUAUAGUAAUACAGGGAUUUCGGUUGAUGAAAGCGUGAAGCAGCAACCUGUGCCCUGGUUGAUGGCGAGAGUUAAAUGUUCAGGAUAUGAAUCAAGAUUGGUAGAUUGUGGACAUAUCAAUUUUACCAGCACUCUUGUACCAGGGGAGCAGAGACUUCAUGUUCCAUUGAAAUGUAUCAAGGCACCUGCAUUACAAAAUGAUACUCUGCUAGUCCAGUUGAAUGGAACAUUCAGCUCUGGCAUUCUGCAAGUAAAGAAAUCUCCCUAUCCAGGAUGGCUCCCUUUUUGUGGGUUUGAUUUAGACAUGAUAGCAGGUCAUGUAAUCUGUCGUCAAUUAGGCCACACCCAUGCUAACAACAUCAUCCGCAUGAACCUCAUGUCUACUCUUAUCUCUACUCCUGUGAUAACAUCUGUAGUCUGUGAAGGGUUUGAGAAGUUUCUAUCAGAAUGUUCAGUGAUGCUAAAACCAUCUUCUUCAACCUGUAAUGGAAUACAUAUUGACUUUAAGAUAUAUUGUAGUGAUACACCACUGCUUCCUUUGGGAUCAUUACGUUUAGUAUCAUCAAGCCAGUCUUCAACCAAAGGACGUAUUGAGAUCUAUGGCAAUCAAUCUAGAUGGGGGACUAUCUGUGAUGAUUACUGGACAGAUAAAGCUGCUACAGUUGCAUGUAGACAGAUGAGGUUGGGCAGCAUUGGUAUUUCUCAUGGCAACGCAUUCUAUGGCAGUGGGGAAGGACCCAUCUUAUUAGAUGAUGUACAAUGCAAUGGUGAUGAAGAGAGGUUGCUACAGUGUGAUACAUCACCACUGGGGGAACAUAACUGUAUUCAUGCAGAGGAUGCUGGUGUGGAGUGCUUUGAUCAUAUGCCUACAGUAGCUCCAAAUAAAGGUAUGAAAAUACAUUGAUGUACAGCCUGCUUACAUGAAAAGUCAUGAUGAGUUGAAACAGUGUAUAUGAAUAGUAUAUCGUGUUUUUUAAUUUGCAAAUAUUUUGCUGGUAAUGUUUGCAGAUACCUUUAAUAAUGGCAUCUUGUGUUUGGUCAUCAGUGUAGCACCACUGCUCAUGAUUGGAGAUGGUCCUGUUCACAGAUACGGUCCACUUUUGACUUUUUCCAUUUAGAAGCCCCAUGCCCAAAAAUAAAUGAGUUAUACCUUGGUCACAUUUACUCUACGGCAAGUCAAAAACAGUUGUUUUAUUCCUUUUUAUUCAAACCAUCUGUAUUUAGCUGGUACAAAUAUGUUAAAACGGCUGUGUUUGUCUCGCCAUACGGCUGCGGUAGAUUUACUUUACACAUACAGACACACACUCAACCCGUGGCAAUCAUUAUCCUAUCCUUUUGAUAUGCACUUAGGUGACAAGUUUGUUUUGUCAAAUCAAAUGUGAAAUUUAUUAAAAAGUCAACUUCAAUUACUGUUUACUUCUAAAUGUUUUGACUCUUCGAUUUUAAAUCAUAAAUAUUCAAAAGUAAGUAGCCUGUAUUAUAAAGUCUGUAUUUGUCCUAAAGCUAAUUAAUAACUGUGGCAACAAAUGUUUGACAUAUAUUUAAGGAGAUGGAAUGAUGCAAGUGACACAGACAUAUACAUCAUAUUAUCUUGUAAAUAAUAAAAUCAGAUAUGAUUUUUCUGAAUUUCAUCAAUGAAUAGAUUAUCUACACGCACUACUAGUUGUAAAUCAGCACAGAUUAAUCCAGGGUUGCAUAUCCCUGGAGAAUGGAGCUGGUAAGUGAUGGCAGUAGAAGCUGUCAACUUGAGGGCACAAGAAGCAAAUAGCUCUCGACAGGAAGGCAUGCUUAUCAAGAAAAACAACAAGUAGGAAAGGUUGAAUGCCCAAAGCUUCUUACAAAAAUUUGCGAAAUAAACUGUCUGACUUGAAAAGGGCUCAGAAGAAACUGUAAGUACCAUAGACCUUAAGGCCACCGCACACCUUAAGACCCGACUGGUCUGCGACUGAGUGAAGGGAAAUGUUACAUCACAGCUCUUGUCAUAGAUAAAUCGCAAAGAAAAUUGUAAGGAUUUGACAUGUUGAAUCCUUACAAAUGGAUCGCAAGCUCAAUCCAACUUCCAACCGAUCAGACUGCAGAGUCACGACGCGUACAUGAUAUGCAACGCGCGUACAUGAUAUGCAACGCGCAUACGCAGUAGUAAGCGCCAUUUUCUCAGUUGCUAUGGCAAAAAGCAAAAAGCGCAUGUGUGAGUCGCAGACCAGAUCGCAAGGUGCACAGUGUCAAGGCUUUAUGACUACCUUGCAAUUCAUCUCUAAUCACUCAGUCGCAAACCAGUCGAGUCGUAAGGUGUGCGGUGACUUUAAGGCAUAACACCGGAGAGAAGAGCAUCAGUGAAUAUAGCCUGGAUUGCUUAUACACUCGUGAGAUGAAAAAUAGAAUUGGGAGAAAGGAUUCAUGCAAGGGGAAAAGCUGAUCGCCCUGAAAGUGUAAUUUCACCCUCACCAGGUACCACACAAGCUCUGACAGGCAAGAGACCCUGUCUUCUCUAACAGAUAAGAAGGACGAGAAGGGGCUAAGAAGAAAGCUCAACUUUACCAGUGGUGGUACAUGUAGUCUUACUCUGAUUCCUGGCUAUAAAGAAGCACUGGAAAGGGGCAAACACCAAUGUUUCUGCCAUCAAGAUGGUUCAUGGGUGAAUGAAAGGGCUUGGAGGAACCUUCAACCAUGACCAGAACUGGUUGCUACCAGAAGAACACUUAAUGAUCAAGUGCUAAAACAAAAGUGAGACAUAGUUUCGAAGAGCUUUUUUUCCCUAGCACUUCAGGAACCUAAGAAGGACUCCAGAAGGAG